CGGGGCGUCGACGCCAGCUAAGCGUAUAAAAAGGUGAGGCGAGCGGAGUGAAGGCGAGGUUAUUUUUCUUUUCACGUUUUCUUAAAGCCAACAUUGAAAGAUGGUCCAACAAGGCAACAAAAGUUGCCCAAAAGACGGUCGUCUGCUAAAGGCUGGACAUCCCCCCGCUGUGAAGGCUGGAGGCAAGCGAGUGGCCAAGAAAGGCUUGGAAGAGGCCAGCAGCAACCAUGGGACUUCGGAGAAGGAAACCAAGAGGCCUGACAAACCCAGGGCUGUCUCCAGUGCCAACAGGAUGCAACAAGUGGGUCUUCUUCUGGCUGGAACUCUUGACAAGUUGAGCCACGGCUUUCCCGAGACGCCCGUGAGUGUGCGGCACAGCAGAGUGCAACCCGCUGUGGAGAAGCUCCACUCUCCUCGGACUUUCAGCAUCCAGCAGCCCAGGAAGUUCUGAAGGAUGUAUUGUAGUGUGCUUGUCUUCAACUGUUUACACUUUUGAGGGAAGAAAAAUCUAUUCUCUUGAAAUACUAAAAAUAGCUUUUGUGCUGUGCUCUACUUUUUUUCUUUAGUUGCUGUUUCAUGUUUUUGUCUGUCAAAUGAGGUUUUGAUGUUUAAAAUGUUGAAUCUUUUAUUUCAACAUCUUUGUACUGCUUGGUGUGCUGCAUGUUUAGUAAUAAAAAAAAUGAUUCUGAGAUUUAGUUUUUGCAAUAAUUGACAAUGAGCAGUACGUGGUGAUGAAUACAGGAGUCUUGAAUUUACAACAGAUUAUUACAGUUGUUUAGCGAUUGUAAUCAAAUAUGUAGACGUAAAAAGCCUUGUGAGCGAGUUUCUAAGGCUGCUCAAUAGAUUAAGAGUGGCGUUUACCAAAAUGAAGGAGUUUACUGCACAACACACAGAACGCCACUAGACGGCAGUAUUACCUUGCAAAAACCUCCUUUCCCUCUCCAAUAGAAGUUUGACUUUAGAUUUAUUAUGCAGUGUUUAUUAAAACCGUUGCGCAGCGUCGCCGAACUGAU
Hippocampus zosterae (dwarf seahorse) is the source of this 1013-nucleotide messenger RNA. RefSeq names its product death associated protein 1b (gene dapl1b.1). Bases 101 to 451 code for a protein of 116 amino acids. Lineage: Eukaryota; Metazoa; Chordata; Actinopteri; Syngnathiformes; Syngnathidae. The record is from RefSeq and is a predicted model, not a curated record. The transcript has 4 exons. Gene Ontology annotation, biological process: negative regulation of autophagy; cellular response to amino acid starvation; apoptotic signaling pathway. Gene Ontology annotation, molecular function: death domain binding.